Molecule: messenger RNA, 828 nt
Organism: Oldenlandia corymbosa var. corymbosa
Lineage: Eukaryota; Viridiplantae; Streptophyta; Magnoliopsida; Gentianales; Rubiaceae
Source: the annotation of a GenBank genome assembly
AUGCUCAAACCAUACAUGUGGGGUUACAGAGCCAAAGGCAUGAGGAUUGGACCUCCAAUUGACUGCAUGGAUGCACAAACAAUACAUGUUGGGUUACAGAUCGAAAGACAUGAAGAUUGGUACUCCUAUAGGAUGUACAUAUGGACAAACUGUACAUAUGGGGUUACAAAGGCAAAGGCAAGAGGAAUUGGCCUCCAAUCGACUGUAUGGAUGCACAAACUGUAUAUGUGGGGUUAUAGGUUGAAAGACAUGAGGAUUGAGACUCCAAUUGGAUGUACGGAUGCACAAACCGUACAUGUUGUGUUACAGAGCCAAAGGCAUGAGGAUCGUGCCUCCAAUCGGAUAGCCAUAGGCAUGAAGAUUGGGCCUCAAAUCAAAAAUAGGGAGGCACAAACUGUACAUAUGGGGGGUCACAAAUCGAAAGACAUGAGGAUUGGGAGUCCAAGCAAAUGUACGGAUGCACAAACUGUACAUGUGGGGUUACAGAGAAUGGUACGGAUGCACAAACCGUACAUGUGGGGUUACAAAGGCAAAGGGAUGAGGAUAGGGACUGAUGAAAAUCAUGUAGCCUUCCAUGGAGGUUCUCCUACUGAGGGGAAUGAGCUAGUCCUUCAUUCUAGUAUUGGAAUGCCAAGUUUACUUUGCAGGCCAAUCAAGGAAGAAAGGAUGGAUCUUGACUACCUAUGUGAUAGGGAGUUGGUUCAAGAGAGCUAUGAUCAAGGUGAUGAGAAUGUCAUUAACUUUGGGGUGCAAACCAAAGGAGAUGAAGACCUCAUGGAAAUAAGUGCUGAAGAGUAUCAAGAGAGUUUGACUCUGUGUGCUCCAUGA